Molecule: messenger RNA, 1932 nt
Organism: Symsagittifera roscoffensis
Lineage: Eukaryota; Metazoa; Xenacoelomorpha; Acoela; Convolutidae
Product: serine/threonine-protein kinase Chk1-like
Exons: 1
Coding region: 11-1534 (507 amino acids)
Biological process (GO): protein phosphorylation; intracellular signal transduction
Cellular component (GO): cytoplasm
Molecular function (GO): protein serine/threonine kinase activity; ATP binding
Source: RefSeq, a predicted model, not a curated record
GUACUAUGAAAUGGCAACAGGCGGGAAAGAAAAUUUACCAGCUAGCAAGCCCGAUGAGCUCAAUAUGCAGCAUCUCUCUUUGGGACAAAAGAGCGAGCCAUUCAUCGAGGGAUGGGAGAUAGUUGACGUGUUAGGUGAGGGAGCGUACGGAGAAGUGAAAUUGGCGAGACACCAGGUACAUAACGAGUACGUUGCAGUCAAGACAAUCACAAUCACAGACCAGAAUAAAGACCUGAUUCGGAAAGAAGUGGGAAUCAUGAAGUGCCUAGAGCACAAGAAUAUCAUCAAGUUCUACGGCCAAAGGUCAGUGGAUAAACGAAACCAGGUUUUUAUUUUCCUGGAGUACGCUGAAAACGGAGAGCUGUUUGACCGAAUUGAGCCAGAAAUCGGGAUGCCCAGAAAGGAAAUGUUCAAAUAUUUCACACAGUUGCUGGAAGGAGUCGAGUUUAUACACGAGAAAGGCAUCGUGCAUAGAGAUAUAAAGCCCGAAAAUCUACUUAUUGAUAAAGACAUGAACUUGAGAAUAUCAGAUUUUGGUCUGGCCACGCUUUUCAGAUGUAAGGGAAAAGAAAGAAAAUUAAACACAGUUUGCGGGACACCGUGCUAUUCCGCUCCAGAAGUGCUGGAAGGCGGACAUUAUUAUGCGGAGCCAAUUGAUGUUUGGUCUUGUGGUAUUGUUUUACUGGCUAUGCUAACGGGUGAGUUGCCGUGGGACGAACCCAAACGAUCAUGCAAAGAAUUUGAUCAUUGGGCGGAGAAGAAGCAUUAUUCCACACCUUGGUGUAAAAUUGAUGCCAUUGCACUUGGAUUCUUCUUGAAGUUACUCCAUUUGAAGCCAGCUGAGAGACUUACUAUUGCGAAUAUUCGCAAAGAGACUUGGUACGUUAAACUAUCACAGGCAAUGUCGACCUCCAGAAAACGGCAAUAUUCUCCUGGAUCAUCGCCUAUUGCCCAAUCUCCGAGUAGACCAUUCAAACUAGCAUGCAGUCGAAUUGAGAAUUCGCCUUGCAGAAAAGUGCCCGUUGACUUCUAUCACGCCAUGCCUCAAAGUCAGCCUGUGUUGUCUAGUCCUGUGGGUCAGACGCCAGGCGGUACACCUGGAAAGGGAGCGGCGGUAUCUGUGGCAGCAACUGAUUUCGUGAUGAGUCAACCCAAUGAUUUUGGAUCCAUGGCCAUUACCCAAACCGGAGCUGGCUCAGUGAGAAAAGUGAAUCGUAUGACUAGGUUCUACACGAAAGGUGUGUACCUUGAGACUCUCAAGGCCAUACAGAGGUUCCUGGAACACAACGGAAUCUCGUACAAAGUUUCGGAAUCGGUGCUGACAGCUUCUGUCGUGGAUUCUAGAUCCAAUAAAUUGGUAUGGAAAAUUAACAUCAUUACGACCGGAGACAAAGAAUUGAAUUUAGUGGACGUGAGGAGGUCCAAAGGAGACGGAAUUGAAUUCAAGAAGCAGUUCAUCAAGAUGAGGGCCAAAUUGGUUGAUCUGAUCUACGAACUGCCUCCAUUGCUAAUGAGUAGUAACUCUGUGACAUAACGCUUCCACGUUGAUUUAGGAUUUCAAAUCAAGAAUUUCGGGUUUCAAAACUAAUACCUAUUGUGUUGGUUUAUUUGAGUUCGAUUUUGCAAUUUUUAUUUCUCUUGAUAAAUUUAACCCUUUUCGCUCCGACCACCAUACGUUGAAGUGAAUAUUUAUACGCCGAAAAAUUAUAGUCUCCUUGAUGUACAUUUCAAAGCGAUGGUUGGAGCUUCUGUUACUUUUGAACAGAGCGCGGGUCGUAUUGUUUAAUGUUUUGUUCCGGUUUUAUUUGCGCCAAUAGAGUUUUAAAGAUCCUCAAAAUAUAUUACAAUUCUAGUGUAAUCUUGUGUAAUACUUAUUUUUUUGUGCUCAUUUGUCGCGUCCCUUAGCUGGUUUACUGAAAGUUUUUACUACAA